AUGGCGUCUCUUAAAUCGAGUGAUCAAACCAGUCGUACCUCUCAACCAAACACUGAAAUCAAUUCUUCAAAUCUUCCAAAUUCAUAUUUUCUCAAUUCCAAUGAAAAUUCAAGCAACAUCUUGGUUACACAACCACUGCUUGGAAUCAAGAAUUAUCACUCUUGGUCAAGGGCUAUGAUCUUAGCUCUCACUGCCAAGAAGAAGAUAGGUUUCAUUAAUGGCAAAAUUACUGAGCUAGAUCCAGAAUCUCCUCUCUAUGAAGAUUGGUUAAGCUGCAACACAAUGGUGAUUUCAUGGAUGAUUAACUCCAUGCACAUUGAUGUAUCUAGUAGCAUAAUGUAUUGUCAAACUGCAAGAGAGAUGUGGCUUGAAUUGCAAAAACGUUUUUCACAGGGUAGUGGUCCCAAGAUCUACAAUCUUCAGAAGGAGAUUUCUAACAUCUCUCAGAACCAGAUGACGGUCACAGAGUAUUUCACAAGAUUCAAGAAGCUAUGGGAUUAA
Messenger RNA from Quercus lobata, 501 nucleotides. RefSeq lists its product as uncharacterized. The coding region runs from base 1 to 501 and encodes 166 amino acids. NCBI's taxonomy places the organism in Eukaryota, Viridiplantae, Streptophyta, Magnoliopsida, Fagales, Fagaceae. The record is from RefSeq and is a predicted model, not a curated record. The transcript has a single exon.